UUUACAAAUGAAGUGAGGCUGUUGGUCUGCGGAGCGGCGUGGGAGAGCAAGGAGUGGUGCGGCGUGGCGCCUCUCAUCGAGCUUUGACAACAAAAACACGUUCAUCCACACACUCUCACCCGCCAACACCGACCGUCACCAUGCCUUGUCGAAAGGAGAACUAUAUCUUCCUGGAGCAGUCGGUUACCGUCGGCUCCAAAGAGGUGGACGCGCUGGUGACGAAGAUCGGCGAGGCGCUGCAGCUCCACAACAAUAGCAGCAGCCACCAGAAGACCAUGGCGGUGUCCUGUUUGCAUGGACUCACCGGCGGCGGCAGCGGGGUCAACCCGGCGUCAAUCAUCGGUGGUGGUUCAGGGGCACCGACUCAGAAACGCCAAGGCUGCUGUAUGAGGCUCCGGAACCGUGGAAGCAGCCGGGCGAGCCCGUAUAACAUCCCCGGAUCGAGCGACCAGGAAUGGGACCAAAUCAAACCGUGGAGCAAAAAGAGAAUGCACGCCGAGGAGGACGACCCGCACCGUCUGCUCCAGGAGCUCAUCUUAUCGGGGAACCUGAUCAAAGAGGCCGUGAGGAGGCUUCAGUUCUCGACCACAGACUGUGACUUCCCCAAGGCGGCGGACAACGUGCCCUGCUGAUCCGGCUACACACACACGGACCCGGGCCGGUUUUUUUCGUUUUCCCUUCCUCCUGGGGAAGUAAGAUUCUCCACACAUGGCGCUAUGAGACGACGAGUUAAACUCACAAGACUGGUAGCUGUGUUUUCUAAUUUCACCCUUUUUGUCUGGACUGUUCACUGUGUUGCGUCAGCGGUUGGUUAGCCUCGCUCACUAGCCUGCUAGCCGCCCGGCUAACGUUGUUUAUGUUUGAAAAUCUCCCGGAACUCAGACGUCACUGGUGGGGGGGUCGCAGGGUCUCCAAUAAGCCGGGAUAAGAUCACUUUCAUCAAUACCCCCCCCCAUCUUUCAUCUAAUAACAUCAUCUGAGAAAUGAUAUUUAACAUCCAGGCUGUUUUGUGUGUGAUUGUAAGAAGAUGGGGUCUCUGCUCGAUCAAUUUCUUUCUCGGACGUACAAGAACAUCAACCUAAACAUGUUUUUAUUCCCCACUUCACGCCAUUAAUCCGUCUGUGUUGUAUUUGGUGGGGAGGGAAAGGGGCUACGGUACAAACGAGUUCCCACAUGACGGUUGAGGGUGGUGUCGUGUUGGCCAUUUUGUUUACACUCUAAAGCUGGCAGUAGAAGGCAGGAAGGAAGUGUUCCAUCCUCCUUUCAUUUACAUGCUAGUUUCUUCUCCUUUAACUUCCAUGGGAGCAGCUAUUCUCACCAGUUAAACCUCAACUAGACACAUGUUUGUCAAACUCUUUUCUUACCUGACAGUAAGUGUGAUCUGUCUGUUUGAACACAAGUGUUGUCCUUGUUGAUGCAGGGUUUCAUUGUGGGCGCAUUCGGGCUCUAAAUAACCCCAAUAUAUUUUUCCUAAUGAAUUGGUGGGUAGCUAUUUUUGAAAUCGUAAAAAAAACAAGUAGACACUUGAGUGUCGUCGUCGUUUUUAAAAGAAGAAGAAAAUUUGCAGUGAAUGAAAAAUGUCUGACAAAAUGGAAAGAUGUCUUUCUGUACCCAGAAAUAUAAAUGAGUCCAUUGCAGAUUUGGGCCAUCAGGGGUCUCUUAAAUUGACCUGAUGUCCCGGAUGUGGCCCGUCGGCCUUGAGUUUGAUAACUGUGCUCUAAAUGAAGAGCCUCCACUUUCGAAGUGAAGUUGGGGGGGGCAUGGAAAAGUAGGAGGAAGCACAGCCAUUUCCCACAGGGCUUACUAACUGUGGCUGAUGUUUGUUUGUAAUGCUUGUAAAGGGGGGAGGGUUUGCCUGUCACAUGAAAUUUUUGUGGUGCUCUUCACCUUUUUGGAAUUCCAAUUGGGGGUUCUGCUGUUUUUGUUUCAUUUUUUUUGUAUUUGUGCGCCGUGUAAAAGAAAAAUGCACGACUGCUUCGUAACGAAGUAUCUGAUAAUGUUCCUGAGUAUUCAGGCCCUUUUUUUUGGUUGUCUUAAUAAACACUGUUUUGUUUUUCCAAA
Doryrhamphus excisus (bluestripe pipefish) is the source of this 2061-nucleotide messenger RNA. RefSeq names its product glycogen synthase kinase binding protein (gene gbp). The record is from RefSeq and is a predicted model, not a curated record. Gene Ontology annotation, cellular component: cytoplasm. NCBI's taxonomy places the organism in Eukaryota, Metazoa, Chordata, Actinopteri, Syngnathiformes, Syngnathidae.